Sitophilus oryzae (rice weevil) is the source of this 5756-nucleotide messenger RNA. RefSeq names its product sodium leak channel non-selective protein (gene na). NCBI's taxonomy places the organism in Eukaryota, Metazoa, Arthropoda, Insecta, Coleoptera, Curculionidae. Gene Ontology annotation, cellular component: membrane. The coding region runs from base 394 to 5667 and encodes 1757 amino acids. Gene Ontology annotation, molecular function: monoatomic cation channel activity. The record is from RefSeq and is a predicted model, not a curated record. The transcript has 25 exons. Gene Ontology annotation, biological process: monoatomic ion transport; transmembrane transport.
AGGGACAAUGAAGGUCUGUAUACGAACCGAAGGAUUCUGCUACGUUCCUACAGUAACUCAUCGGUAAUUCUGGAACGCAGUCACUCUCGCGCCCUAAAUAGUAUCGAUCGUUCAUCCCUGUCCAGAUUCCUGGAUACCGUCAGUGGGAGAUGAAAAUAAGAGCCUGGCGUUUAAAAUUCCAGAAAAAAUGACAAAUAGAAUAGUUUUUCUUGAUGAAGAUAUUUGCCUAAACAGUAUAUUAUGGUGCAUGUGCCUGUUGGGCAAGCAGAUUUUUGGAAAAACAGUAUAAUAAUAAAACUAAGGUCCAAAAAGGGUUUGUUAAAGUUUUGCUAAUGUGAUUUUUUUGCUAAAUAGAGCAAAAUUUCCGCCAAAAUAAUCACGGAGCGUAUCAAAAUGAUGCUGGGCCGCAAGCAAAGCCUUAAGGGCGAACCGGUCCUAGCUGAUUACGGCCCUGAUGAGGCCUUUAACGAAAGUGCUGACAUCGAAUGGGUGAACAAGAGAUGGGUAAGGAGAAUUAUGAGAAGCUGUGCUUUAUUGAGUCUGGCAUCUGUAUGCAGCAACACCCCGAAAACCUUCGAGAUUUUCCCAUAUAUGCAACUCACCACCUUCUCUGUUGAUUCUGCAGUUACAUUUUUGUUCACAUCGGAAAUGAUAGCCAAGAUGCACAUCAGAGGAAUUUUGAAAGGUGACAGACCAUACUUGAAAGACCACUGGUGCCAGUUUGACGCUAGCAUGGUUUUCUUCCUCUGGAUCUCCGUCAUUCUCCAAAUUUUCGAAAUAAUGGGAGUGGUACCCACCUAUUCGUACCUUUCCAUCUUGAGAACACCUCGGCCUUUGAUCAUGAUCCGGUUUUUAAGGGUGUUCCUCAAGUUCUCCAUGCCCAAGUCGCGCAUCAAUCAAAUUUUCAAGAGAUCAAGUCAGCAAAUCUACAAUGUUACUUUGUUUUUCCUGUUCUUUAUGUCCCUGUAUGGACUUCUAGGAGUUCAGUUUUUUGGAGAGUUGAAGAACCAUUGUGUCACUAAUACUACCAAAGAACCAAAAGACGUCACUAUCAAUAACCUGGCAAUCCCCGACACUUUCUGCUCCCUGGACCCCAGGUCUGGAUACCAAUGUCCCGAAGGAAUGAAGUGCAUGAAAAUGGAGGAUGUAUCCAGAUACAUAAUCGGUUUCAACGGUUUCGAUGAAUUUGUUACCAGCUUCUUCACAGUAUACCAGGCGGCUUCGCAAGAAGGCUGGGUCUUCAUAAUGUACAGGGCUAUCGAUUCGUUACCUCCCUGGAUGGCUGUGUCCUAUUUCAGUACUCUGAUCUUUUUCCUGGCUUGGCUAGUGAAGAAUGUGUUCAUAGCGGUCAUCACAGAAACUUUUAAUGAGAUUAGAGUUCAGUUCCAACAAAUGUGGGGUAUUAGAGGGCAUAUCAGUAACAGUUCAGCAUCGCAGAUUUUGAUUGGUGAUGACCGAAGCUGGAAACUAGUGACACUAGACGAUAACAGACAUGGAGGGGCGGCUCCAGAGUUCUGUCAAAAAGUCCUCCAAAGUCCCUACUUCCGCAGUUUGGUCAUGGGAGUCAUUUUGGCCAACGCCAUUGUUACCGCUUCUAUGAGUUUCAAGCAUGACAAGAGACCCAGGCAAGUCUUCUACGAGAAGUACUAUUUCUUGGAACUGGGUUUCACCAUUCUCUUGAAUAUGGAAGUGAUAUUCAAGAUAUGGUGUUUGGGAUGGCGAGGAUACUGGAAACAUUCCAUUCACAAGUUUGAGCUACUCUGUGCCAUUGGAACAACCAUACAUGUUAUUCCAGGUUGUUACAUGACUGGAUUCACAUUCUUCCAAGUCCUUCGUGUGGUACGACUUAUAAAAGCCUCCCCACUCUUGGAAGACUUCGUCUACAAAAUCUUCGGCCCGGGAAAAAAACUAGGAAGCCUCAUCAUCUUCACCAUGUGCUUGCUCAUCAUCUCUUCAAGCGUCUCGAUGCAACUCUUCUGCUUCCUGGACUUCACCAAAUUCGAAACAUUCGCCGAAGCGUUCAUGUCCAUGUUCCAGAUCCUCACCCAGGAGGCUUGGGUUGAGGUUAUGGACGAAACCAUGUAUCGUACUCCAUCGAUGAUAGCCCCCUUGGUGGCGUUCUACUUCAUAAUGUACCACCUUUUCGUCACGUUGAUCGUGUUGAGCUUGUUCGUAGCUGUCAUUCUGGAUAAUUUGGAACUGGAUGAGGAUAUUAAGAAACUCAAACAGCUGAAGUACAGAGAACAAAGUGCAGAAAUCAAGGAGACCUUGCCUUUCAGGCUGAGAAUUUUCGAGAAGUUCCCUGAUAGUCCUUUGAUGGUUACUCUACAUAGGAUCCCUUCAGAUUUCAAUCUUCCCAAGGUUCGAGAGAGUUUUAUGCGUCAGUUCGUCUACGAGACUGAAGUGGAAGAUAAUUCUGAAAAUGGCAAGAAGAAACAUUCGACGGAAGAGAUAUUCGAUUCCAAAAUAGUAUACAGAAAACAAAGACCGUUGCAGAUCCUAAAUAAGCUACCCAAAGUGCGCAGCGUCAAUAUUAAGCUCAAGGAAACCACCGUUUCGCAUAUAAUAUGCGACUCGAAUAACCAACGCAGGAUGCUGGGCGAUUCCUCCAUCAUCCCUGUACCAGGAAGCAAAGGGCCUCUAAAAUCCCAGGGCACUGUGAACAGCGUCAAACAGUUACGUAUAGAUCACAAGAAAUUUGGUUCCAGGUCAAUUCGGCGAUCUGUGAGGUCGGGAUCGAUCAAGCUCAAGCAAACCUACGAGCACUUGAUGGAGAAUGGUGAUAUUGGAGUUAACAGAGUGACGUCUAAUAGAGCUAGGCCUCAUGAUUUGGACAUCAAGCUGUUGCAGGCCAAAAGACAGCAAGCUGAAAUGAGAAGAAACCAACGUGAAGAAGAUUUAAGAGAAAACCACCCUUUCUUCGACACACCCUUAUUUGCUGUUCCUAGAGAAAGUAGAUUUAGGAAAUUCUGCCAACUGAUCGUCUACGCUAGAUACGAUGCCCGACUCAAGGACCCCCUCACAGGAAAAGAACGAAAAGUCAAGUAUAAAACUCUUCACAACUUCCUAGGCUUGGUAACGUACCUUGACUGGGUGAUGAUAGCCAUGACUACUCUCUCCUGUCUCUCCAUGAUGUUCGAGACUCCAUUCUACCGCGUCAUGGAGAGCCCGAGCCUCCAAGUGGCUGAAUACGGCUUCGUAAUCUUCAUGAGCAUCGAACUAGCUUUAAAAAUCCUAGCCGAUGGCUUGUUCUUCACUCCCAAAGCUUACGUCAAAGACGUGGCUGCACUUUUGGAUGUUUUCAUCUAUAUUGUAAGCCUAACGUUCCUCUGCUGGAUGCCCAGAAGGGUCCCACCCAACUCUGGAGCUCAACUUUUGAUGAUCCUGAGAUGCCUCAGGCCUUUAAGAAUUUUUACUUUGGUACCGCACAUGAGCAAAGUAGUUUAUGAGCUGUGCAGAGGAUUUAAAGAGAUCCUCUUGGUAUCUACGCUCUUGAUUUUGCUGAUUUUUAUUUUUGCUAGCUACGGUGUUCAGUUAUAUGGAGGAAGGUUGGCUAGAUGCAAUGACCCGAACAUUACAAGACGGGAAGAUUGUCACGGUAUAUUCUGGAGAAGGGUCUUCGUGACCAAAAUGAAGAUUCAGCCAGGGGAAAACGAAACUUAUCCCCAGAUUUUGGUGCCUAGGGUUUGGGCCAAUCCUAGGAGGUUUAAUUUUGACAACAUCGGUGACGCUAUGUUGACACUGUUUGAAGUUCUGUCGUUCAAAGGCUGGUUAGAUGUCAGGGAUAUACUCAUCAAGUCGCUAGGUCCAGUCCAUGCAAUCUACAUCCACAUCUACAUAUUUCUGGGUUGCAUGAUAGGUCUGACCCUCUUCGUUGGCGUGGUCAUAGCCAACUACUCCGAAAACAAAGGUACAGCCUUGUUGACAGUUGACCAAAGGCGUUGGUGCGACUUGAAGAAGAGACUGAAGAUCGCCCAACCGUUACAUUUACCUCCCAGGCCGGACGGCAAGAAAUUCAGAGCUUUUAUCUACGACAUCACGCAGAAUUUGAAGUUUAAAAGGAGCAUAGCCAUUUUGGUUUUGAUCAAUUCUGCUCUGCUGAGCGUUACGUGGGAAAAAGACGAUCCAGCUACGGAUUCAUUGGUUACCGUUUCCAUAAUUUGUACGUUGAUAUUUCUGGUGGAAGUUGUGAUGAAAAACAUAGCUUUCACACCAAGAGGAUACUUACAGUCCAGGAGGAACAGAUAUGAUCUCUUUGUAACUGUUGUGGGUGUUAUAUGGAUGUUUUUUCACAUCAUGUUCAAGAAUGAUUUGACGUAUUUCAUCGGAUUCAUGGUGGUGGUUCUACGGUUUUUUACCAUAACUGGAAAGCACGCAACCUUAAAGAUGCUCAUGCUCACUGUGGGAGUAUCGGUAUGCAAAAGUUUCUUCAUUAUCUUCGGAAUGUUCCUUUUAGUUUUCUUCUACGCACUGGCCGGUACCAUUCUGUUUGGUACCGUGAAGUACGGUGAAGGUAUUGGAAGGCGUGCGAAUUUCCAAUCCCCAGUCACUGGAGUGGCCAUGUUGUUCAGGAUCGUCACUGGUGAAGACUGGAACAAAAUUAUGCACGACUGUAUGAUCCAACCGCCAUAUUGCACUCCUGCAUCCAACUAUUGGGAGACAGACUGUGGAAACUUCAUAGGAUCCUUAAUAUACUUCUGCACCUUCUAUGUCAUCAUUACUUACAUUGUUCUAAACCUUUUAGUGGCUAUUAUCAUGGAGAACUUUUCCUUGUUCUACUCCAACGAGGAAGACGCUUUACUAUCCUACGCGGACAUCAGGAACUUCCAGAACACCUGGAACAUCGUGGACAUUCACCAACGAGGUGUCAUUCCAGUAAAACGCGUUAAAUUUAUACUGAGACUCCUCAAAGGCCGACUUGAAGUGGACCCUCAAAAAGACAGGCUGCUCUUCAAGCACAUGUGCUACGAACUGGAUAAACUACACAACGGCGAAGAUGUAACCUUCCAUGACGUCAUUAAUAUGUUGUCGUACAGGAGUGUGGAUAUCAGGAAAGCCCUUCAACUUGAAGAGCUGCUUGCCAGGGAGGAAUUUGAGUAUAUUAUUGAGGAGGAGGUGGCUAAACAAACUAUACGAACCUGGAUGGAAGCAUGCUUGAAAAAAAAGAAAGCUAAUAGAAAAGAAAAAGAAAAUAGUCUUAUGGCAGGUCUGAUGGCAACGAACGAAGCAAUUCCUUUCAUAGCGGACACGCGGGAAGAACCAAAAAACACCAAUAUAACCACAGAAAAUGAUCAGGAGCACAAAAACGAGUCUAAAGAGAAUGAAGCACCGCCUAAAAAGCAAAAAAUCGUGAACUUACCCAGAUCGGAUAGCAUAGGAAGUAGUUCAGGUCGAAAAUAUUUAGCUCCAACACUGUCCGAUCCUUCGUCAAGACAAGAGAAAGAAAGAGUUCCAGCAGCUAAGAAGAAAAAUAAUACUACAAGACCUAAUAAUCCGCCUGUGAACAAGAACCUGACUCACUUGAACGAUAAUGAAGCCAAUAAAAUGCCUGCCCGUGAGAUUCAAAACAACAAAACUUCAGUUCCAAAACUGACUAACGCUAUGCAAGAAAUCAAGGAAUGGUGGAACGAUCAGUUGGCUUACCAGUCUUCUAGCGAAGAAGAAUAAAUUUAAAUGAAGAAAAAGAAAUAUAACUUAUUGAUGUUUAGGUUUAGGUGAUAGAAAAAUGACUGAUUUUUUGUUUGAAUUGUUGCCUA